CACUUUACUUCGUGAUACAACUUCCACUGGCGUAGAGUCUCAUUUAACUCAGCAGGAGGCGAGACCACUUUGUUCGUAACACUACCUACCGGAAAAGAAGAUAGGAAGAUGUUUUGCAGAAGAAAAAAAAGUCAUUUGCCCUUUAACCAGUAGGACUGCGUUAUCAUACCUAUUUCUCUCUUCUGCCUUCCUUUCAGGCCCUUACAGCCCCAGCACUACACCACACAAGGCACGAAAGGAAUCAAGAACAUCGUCGCUGGCCUUUUACUACAGGCCCAGCGAGGUUAAGCGGGCCGAGGUGUCCACGGUUGCCGAGCUAGCCAGUAGCAGGGCAGACGCUGCACAGGCUGCCAUUCGCUACUCGCCGUGGGAACGGCGGGAGCAGACUGUGAGGGCGGCACAAAGGUCGGGCCCAAGGGCGGGAGGCGUGGUGCGGCCCGCGAUCCGGAAGCGGGGGCGCGCCUCCCCGAGCCCGGACUCUCCCCCAGACCGGCCGAUCCCGCGGCGUGCGGACAGGGGCGGCGGCUAAACCCGAGGGCGUGAGGGCGCGGUCGGACUCGGGAGAUGGCGGCGGCAGCUGUGAGCGGCGCUAAGCGGAGCCUGCGGGCGGAGCUGAAACAGCGUCUGCGGGCGAUGAGCGCCGAGGAACGGCUACGCCAGUCACGCCUCUUGACCCAGAAGGUGAUUGCCCACAGUCAGUAUCAAAAGUCCAAAAGAAUUUCCAUCUUUCUGAGUAUGCAAGAUGAAAUUGAGACAGAAGAGAUCAUCAAGGACAUUUUCCGUCAAGGCAAAACCUGCUUUAUCCCACGGUACCAGUUCCAGAGUAAUCACAUGGAUAUGGUGAAAUUAGCAUCACCUGAAGAAAUUUCUUCACUUCCCAAAACGUCCUGGAAUAUUCAUCAGCCUGGUGAGGAUGAGGUUCGGGAGGAGGCCUUGUCAUCAGGGGGACUUGAUCUCAUCUUCAUGCCAGGUCUUGGGUUUGACAAGCAUGGCAACCGGUUGGGGAGGGGCAAGGGCUACUAUGACACCUACCUGAAGCGCUGUCUGCAGCAUGGGGCAGUGAAGCCUUACACCCUGGCCUUGGCUUUCAAAGAACAGAUUUGCCUCCAGGUCCCUGUGGACGAAAAUGACAUGAAGGUGGAUGAAGUCCUUUACGAAGACUCCUCAGCAUCUUAAGUCCUGAUGACUACAGCCAAAUAAUCAGUGUUUUGUACCAGAGAAAAGCAGAAUACGUGUAUUUUCCCUUGUCAAAAAUUACUUGAAAUGGCACACUAAUGUGAAUCCGGACUGUGUUGUUUUUAAUGUAAUUAUAAAAUACCUAACAUAAAACCAUCUUUAAAAAUCAAUAGAAUAGUAGAAUGUUAAUUAAAAUGGAGGCCAUUGCCAUAUGGUUUUCAGGUUAACUUCCUGGUAUUAACGUGACAAGCUGAUCUUUCUGCUUUGAAAUUUAAGUUAAAUAUUUAUGAAGAACUGGGCUCCAACUCAGAGUGUGAAAGGAAGGUAAGCUCAUUGGGAGCGGACACUAUUUCAUUAAGUCCUAUCAUAAGCCUGCUCAGUCUCUGGCAGGCAUGUGGCGACUCUGCAAUUAUUAAUUGAUUUGUUGGUGUUUGCUUUGCAUACACAGUUCCCCAAGAAUGUUAUACCACUUCAUCACGACUUUAUUUACUGACCCUGAAAUUUUAUGUCUGAUACUUUAUAGCUUUUGGUGGUUAAUGGACUGGAAUUUUUUAUGAUUUAAAUUUCACCUGUUUGGUUUCCAUCUCUGCUGAUCUGUAUGUCAGUUACUUAUGAGUUUGAGAUCUGAUAUCCUGUAAGUUAGAAAUUGUUUCUGUUUAUUUGUGUUUUCUGCUUUAGAAAUGAAAUCUGCUGUGGGCUGAAAGUUGGCAGAUGGCAUCACAGCUAGGGAGUGGUAAUGUUGUGGGGGAAGAUUUGGUUAUAACCAAAAACCCAGGAGUCUUCCUAGACACUGCUCUCUCACUCACACCCCAUGUCCAGCCUGUCACCAGGUCCUGUUGAUUUUGCCUCUGAAAUGCCUCUUACAUCUGUCCUCUCCUCUCCAUCAUCCUGUUGUUCCUUUUGUCUAGCUGCUCAGAAUUUCUAAGCUGAACUUGGCAAGAGCCUCAUCCCUGGCUUCUCUGGCUUCAGUCUGGACCUCUCCAAUUUGUUUCUCAAACUAUAGUCAAAGUGAUUUUAUAAAACAUGAAUCUGAUUGUAAAGCACCACUGAUUGGAAUCUUUCAGUGGCUGUUCAGAGCCUCCUGGGUAAUGACCACAUGCCUUCUCUUGUGUACAAAGCCCCUUAAACGAGGUCUCCCACCUGUCUUUUUCUAGCCUCUUCUCUCCCCACUCCCGUAUUCUCCUUCUGCACCACUUGUACAAAUGUACACGUAGUUCCCUGAACGUUGCAGGCUUCUUCUGCCCUUUGCACCUUGUAAGCGUGCUUUUUCCUCUGUCUGCAAUGCCCUUUCCUCUUUUGUUCAUCUGGAAAACUCCUGUUUAUCUUUCAAGACUCAGCUCCAGUGUCAUCUCUUCUGUAAAGUCUUCCUCUGUGUUCUCGAGCAGAGUUAAUGUUCCUUCACUUGUCUAAAUAGCCCUGGCCAUUGUCCUCUUUAUCAUAUGGUCCUACAUAUCAAUUAUUGAUUGUCAUAUCCGUCCCCUUCACCAGACUGUGAGCUCCAAAGAGCAGGGAUAGUCUUUAUAUUUCUCAUGCUUAGUAGACACCAAGGCAUAUAGUGGAUGUUUGAAAAUUUUUUUGAAUGAGUUAAUUGAAUACAUUUGGAAGUGUUUCUUUUGAAGCAUGGAUCCAGAUUCUUUGGAUAAUAGCAUAUGAUUUGAUGUUUUGUGCACAAAAGUAAAAACACUUUAAAAAUGUCAAUUGAGCUGAAAUUGAACGUUCACAAUAUAAUAUGAACAGUGAGAAAUGGGAGGGAAACAGGAUGUCUGCAAGCUAUAAAAUCAUAUGACUGUGCUGGUUAGAAACCUUGUUAAGGGUUACUUCAACCAUAAGGUUAGGGUGAAUGUUAAUACAGCUGACACGACUGUUGAGGGCUGAAAUGGUUAAACAGUAAAAUCCCCCAGCUGCUACAGGCCUGGAAACUUAAGCACCAUUGAACUCAAUCUGUUAUUUUA
Diceros bicornis minor is the source of this 3128-nucleotide messenger RNA. RefSeq names its product methenyltetrahydrofolate synthetase (gene MTHFS). Bases 565 to 1176 code for a protein of 203 amino acids. The transcript has 3 exons. The record is from RefSeq and is a predicted model, not a curated record. Gene Ontology annotation, molecular function: 5-formyltetrahydrofolate cyclo-ligase activity. Gene Ontology annotation, cellular component: mitochondrion. Gene Ontology annotation, biological process: folic acid-containing compound biosynthetic process; tetrahydrofolate interconversion. NCBI's taxonomy places the organism in Eukaryota, Metazoa, Chordata, Mammalia, Perissodactyla, Rhinocerotidae.